AUGUUAAGAGGGCGCAACACGAUUAUCCGCGUUUAUGAUGGUCUAAUCUCGAAUAAAUACGCACAAAAAACCAUGUUAAAAGGGCGCAACAUGAUUAUCCACGUUUGUGAUGGUCUAAUUUCUAAUAUGAAGGAUGAAUUGUCGGUUGAGCAAUUUAACAUUGGUCUUAUGGGUUGCCCGACUAAUUAA
Messenger RNA from Cotesia congregata, 189 nucleotides. The record is from the annotation of a GenBank genome assembly. Lineage: Eukaryota; Metazoa; Arthropoda; Insecta; Hymenoptera; Braconidae.